Molecule: messenger RNA, 2426 nt
Organism: Acipenser ruthenus (sterlet)
Lineage: Eukaryota; Metazoa; Chordata; Actinopteri; Acipenseriformes; Acipenseridae
Exons: 4
Coding region: 197-1207 (336 amino acids)
Source: RefSeq, a predicted model, not a curated record
UUUAUUGUCUAUUUGUUUUGAAAUACAAGUUACCUGUAAAGGCAUCUGCCCACCUGUAUGUAUGUCUGAUAUUUUAAUAAGUGCAUACACUGUAUGUAGCUCAUGGUGAUGGGUUUUUUCUGUUCUGUUUGCUUCUGUAAUGAAGUUUAUGUUGUUAUUAUUUAAUCACAAAUGUUGACCUUUUUUUCUAUUAAUCAUGAAGAACCCAGAAACAGAUCCAUACAGCCGUGAAAAAAGAAGAAAAUUCUUUUUAAGAAAUCUUAAAGGAGGCCUGAAGAAUUGUGGGAACUAUUUCAUCAUGAAGUUUCUAGAUCUUUACAAUAGGCAUCAAACAAAAGACAUCCGUCCAUACAUGACUGAGGUGCUGCAUUGCAUCUUCUUUUUAGGCAACAUUCACAAGUUGAAAAUUAAGCCUACAGAAUUCUUUACCGGAGAUGUGUGGUUAAAAAUGAAGAAAAUGUUUCCAGACCCUUUUGAAAAAUACCGCACCCACCUGCCGACCCGCACUCCCUUUUCCAUCCUACUUGACGCGAUUGUAAGGAUUAAAGGCAGUCACAAUCAAAAAGAGGUCAUGGACUGUCUGUCGACUUUCUUACAAGACCUGAACGUGCCAAAACCCGACUCCAAUACCAAUAAAUAUUUUAAUCAUUACACCUUGGAGGCCACUGUCAUCUGCAUUUGUCAUUAUGAAAGUACAGGGGUAUUAAAGCCAGACAACUUCUAUGGAGCCUCCCUGUCCUGCAAGGGGAAAGACGAGCAGAAGAUCAUGAUCUCUCUCUCGUGUCUGGAAACAUGGAAUGCAGCAGUGGCUCAUGCAGUGAGCCUUGCAGACAAUGGCAGUGUCAUCAAGCUUCCACAAACUGUAAUAUGCAAAGCCUUUAAAAAAAAUUGGGGAACAGACCGCUAUUACGGAGAGCCUCCAUGCUCAAAAUGCAUUACUAUAUUCCAAGGUGCUUCGUUCGAGCCACGUCAUCGUGAAACUGAUAAGGAACCAACAUGGCCCUAUGGCCAGUGUGCUGAAACAGAAUCUCUCAGCAAGCUCCUCAAUGGAGAGGAAGCACUCUGUCAACAAGUAGAGAUUCUUAACAAUACAACUAACCUUGAAAGAGAUGCAGUUGUACACAAAGCAAAAAACACGCUGGUCAGCCUGCUUCAAGGGAAAAAUUUUGUGCUUAAUGGCAAUGAAUUUCAGUUCUUUGCCCCUUAACCUCCCCCAGUCCUUUUUAGCUCCACUAUUUAUAUCCUAACCUCAAAUCAAGCUAAUCCCUGAUCCCCACUGGCUCAAAAAAUAAAAAUUACAAAGUCCCAAACAACCAAUGCGCAUUUGAGACAUUAAACCAAUCUCCUGAUUUACUCAUUUUGCAACACUAACCAUUUUAAUUGCCCUAAAAUGUCUGCUGUCAUCAACUUCAAGUAGCUUGAAACCUUUUGUUGAGGUUUUUGUGGUAGUCGUUUAUGGCUUGUGUGUAUAUUUUUUAUAUUUUUGUAAAAAAAAAAAAAGAAAAAGCUGUCUAAACAGUAUUUUGUCGCUGCAAUGUAUCUGGAAAGAAAUGCAUUUGGUUUCUCCAACUUGUAAUCUGGAUGUUUCUUGGUGUAUCAGUACUGUGAAAUUAAAGUAAAUAAAAUCAAAAACGAGUGAUAACAGAGGCUUUAUAAUAUUGUAUCUCUUGUGAGGUUGUGUGCUGCUCGCUAUUCUAUACCUGUGAUAUAGCAUGCUUUCACUGUGCUUUGUUACACUGUGCUAUGCUUUUAUUAUCGUAAAUAUAGGCAACAUUGCAGACUAGCUGCACGUAGGUAUGUAUAAAUAUUCAUUAAAAAUUAAUGAUGAUGCCCUCACCCUCCCAAAUCGGUACAUUAUACGGUAUAAUAUGCAUUUAAUAAUCUUGUUAAAUGCAUUUUAACCCUAAACCAUGAAACUCUAGAAACAUUUUCUCAUGGCUUUCAUUUAGAAUUCUGAUUGAAGGUUUCGAAACUUAUAUUGGGUCACACAAAAAAAAAAAACACUGGCCUUUAUUAAUUGAGUUGGACAGAGGUAAAGGUCAGAGAGUGGCUCUCUACACCGCGUGAGUGAGGAGGAGGGCUGGGUUUACUUCAAGGUUCAAACGUUUUCUUCAAUGUCCUCUCUGCUGUAUUUAUACCAGAUGUAAUGAUGUUCUUCAGUACAGACACAGUGCCUUAUUUAAGGGACAGCUGUUAAUAUGAUACACUGCCUAUUCCAUUAUGGGCACUGUGUCGACAGAAGCAGUAUAUUACAUUGUCUUAAUCCUAAAUGGUCACUUUUUACCUCAUAUUGUAUUCUAGUAGUAUUUGCAUUUACUGUACACUGUAUUUAAAUAUUGUUUUUCCACUGUAAUCUUGUAUUUACCUAUAACAUCUGCAAUCACCUUGGAUAAAGGCGUCUGCCAAAUAAAUUAUAAUAUUUUCAA